Molecule: messenger RNA, 811 nt
Organism: Acanthoscelides obtectus
Lineage: Eukaryota; Metazoa; Arthropoda; Insecta; Coleoptera; Chrysomelidae
Source: the annotation of a GenBank genome assembly
UUUUUAAUGCUGGCUAGAAUGAUUUCAACGCUAGCGCCACGAAAGUGUCAGCAGACAGGAAAGUGAACCUGCAGAUAAUGAAAACGUCGGUGGAUAUGUCCAAAAUUAUUAUCUACCGUUGCUAGCAGAAAUAUCCGUACCGUGGAGAUAUAAUGAAAGGUGAACUUUUCAUGUGGAGGUGUUGAACCAUAGAAAUCCUGUUUUUAAUUUCUGGAGAAAGAAGGAAUUCCUACCAAAAACACUAUAAAUACUGAGAUUGAUAAGCGAAAAUGGCAGCCCUACCACGCAGAAUUAUAAAAGAAACUCAACGAUUAAUGCAAGAACCAGUACCGGGAAUCAGCGCUGUACCAGAUGAUAGUAACGCACGCUAUUUCCAUGUUAUUGUCACGGGCCCCGAAGACUCUCCGUUUGAAGGGGGACUAUUUAAACUAGAAUUGUUCCUUCCAGAAGACUACCCUAUGUCAGCACCUAAAGUAAGAUUCAUCACAAAAAUAUAUCAUCCUAAUAUCGAUAGACUUGGUAGAAUCUGCCUGGAUAUUCUAAAAGACAAGUGGAGCCCAGCACUUCAAAUUCGCACUGUGUUGCUGUCUAUCCAAGCCUUAUUAAGUGCUCCUAAUCCUGAUGAUCCAUUAGCAAAUGAUGUAGCAGAAUUAUGGAAAGUUAAUGAAUCAGAAGCUAUUCGAAAUGCUAAAGAGUGGACCCGUAGAUAUGCUAUGGACAAUUAAUAUAUUUUUCGCUGCGGAGGACCACAGUAACAAACAUAACCAUUCUACCUUGGUAUAUACAUUUUCACAUUAAUUUAUGAACUAAG